Molecule: messenger RNA, 2163 nt
Organism: Manduca sexta (tobacco hornworm)
Lineage: Eukaryota; Metazoa; Arthropoda; Insecta; Lepidoptera; Sphingidae
Product: transmembrane protein 151B
Exons: 8
Coding region: 283-2079 (598 amino acids)
Source: RefSeq, a predicted model, not a curated record
CUGGAGCGGCCGUCGCGCUCCCACUUCGUACUUAACGCUUCUUCGAUGUAUUUCCAUUUUUAAAUUCGAUUUGCUAGUAUUCCAAAUUUAAAAUUAUUUUUUAUUUUUUUUAUUUAUGUUUAAUUAUCGAUUGUGACUACUAACAAUGUUUUGCAAGGAACGUGAAAUUCCCAAAGGGCGAAUUUGGAUGCAGUUUAUGUGCUCUACAGUUAUGUUAUACGGUGUUUUGUGCUUGUGAGCCAUGGAUGGAUCGUGUUCAUAUCGGAUGUUUAAUACGGAAACAUGACGGCCGAGGACCGAGCGAACAUUUUCACUGAUGACGACGAGGACUUGCGGCCACGACAGCAGAGCUUGGGCGGCGUGUUGCGGCGCGAAGGCAACUGGAAGUGCUUCAUGCUGACGCUGAUGAUCGUCGGCUGCCUCGGCUCCGUCGCCUGGUGCAACACCGCCGAGAUCGACAGGGACCUCAUUGACUUUAGCAAGCACCCUAUAAAGCGCACAGUUCGCGAGUCCCCGUGCGACGUGGGGUACGCCUACAUCCCCAUAGCGUUUGUGCUUCUGCUGUACCUGGUGUACCUGGUGGAAUGCUACCACAGCACGGCCAGGAUCCAGCUCGCGAGACGGGUGGACGUCGCCGCUGUCAGCGCCAGGGUGCACGCCAUGAGGACCACUACGCCGAGGGUCUGGUGGAAGGCAAUAUGCUACCACUACGUGAGAAGGAAGCGGCAGGUCACGCGAUAUCGGAACGGUGACGCCUACACCACCACGCAGGUCUACUAUGAAAGGGUGAACACGCAUAGUGCGAGCACGUCGUUUGCACACGCGUGCUGUGGCCAGCGCGAUGCGUCUAGGAACUUGGUGCUCGACACCAAGACUCCUAUCACUAAGGUGCGGUUUAGCAAGGGAUUUGCAUUUGCUAACAUCGAGGCUGCUAGUGAAUUCGAAGACCAGCGCUCAAGGUUUUUUGCUGAGCAUGAGAGAUUCGACGAUUUCAUGGAAAUGCGGGAAGGAUUAGAUCUAAUUGGAGUUAGCUCUUUUAAAGAAUACAUGGUAGCAUACAGGGAUAUCGAUCGCUGCCCUUGGUAUUCUUCACAAAUACUUUUCUGGACGCUCUCCUGUCUACUUCUGUCUUGGCCUCUUCGUAUUUUGAUAGAAUGUAAUACCGCCUAUGUACACUAUACGAUUACGAAAAUAUUUGGUACAAACUACGAGCUAGAUCCAAGUAGGCAGUUGGAUCUGGAUACCCACCUGUCCGACACGUUACCACCAGUUACAGCCACAAACUACGCUUGGGCCCUCGCGGACGAGCAAAGCGCUGUUCUCACUUCAGCUCCCCGUCCACUCCGAACUCUUCCCCUAUCUCACGCCUCUACAGUAGACAGCCUCGAGCUAUUCGCAGCUAUUCGAGGCAAUUGUGCCUUAGUACCCUCGUAUUCUGAAGCGAUGCGCAUCGACGCUGCUGUCAGAGAGGAACCAACCGAAAACACUGCCAACAAUAGUGUUUUGAUUGACGUCGAGCCCGAUGCAAGACCAAGAGCAGCUAUAAAGGCAGCCUCGUUCGAUGAACCUCCCAGACGACCACGAGUUCCUAUAGCUAGUACGCAUUCAAGCCACAGUAUUGCGACGAGUGCUCGGCCUAAUGAAGCUAAAUUGUUGAAUCGGCGGUCUUGGGCGGGCGUGUUGACAACCGCACGAAGCGCUAGACAAAUUUUAGAAGACUUUAGGACAUCUAAUCCGCCAUCGUACACACCGAUACCGGAACCUCAUGUUAGUAGAAAUGAUGAAGGUACUUUGUAUUUCUCGAGAGAGCUGUCGCCGACGUGUUCUCGGGAUCCUUUCGGAGGUAGGGCACAAACGACUCCGACUGACGAACCACCAACGUAUGAGGAAGCGUUAAAGUUGCCUGCAUUGAGGAGACUGACGAGGUCUAUAACAGGGACCGAUCUCGCUGGACCUCGAAGAGCAUUCCUAAGAGACGUGCUGUCGAACAGGCGUUCGUGUUUGGAAGGAGUUGGGGUUUUAGCUGGGUCUAAGGUCGUUAGGUUACCAUACACUGAAGGUGAUGAAACACCUCUAUAGCGCUUCAGUAAAUGUGCAAUUGACUUAUUAUGGUGCAAUAAUGUUAGCAUAGGCAAAAUAAAACUCGUAUGUAAUAAGCGAAAA